Ilex paraguariensis (yerba mate) is the source of this 1902-nucleotide messenger RNA. Lineage: Eukaryota; Viridiplantae; Streptophyta; Magnoliopsida; Aquifoliales; Aquifoliaceae. The record is from the annotation of a GenBank genome assembly.
CGCGCACCCUAAAAACACAAAACAGUCGAGAGUGGGAGUGGAGACGCUCCACCAGAACUGGACCAACCGAAUCCAUGGUGAAAUCAAUAUCUGUAACCCGUAUGUCUCUCAUCCUCCUCCGCCAAAACCCUACUAUGUCAUCCUUCAGAGCAAUACCAAACUCUGUCUUCCUACCCCCAAAACUCAAACCUUCCACCCCAACGCUCUCAAUCAAACCCUUCUCCACCACUGCAACUCCAUACCCACUUCAAUACGAAAUGAUAAUCUCUCGCCCAGCUCAGUCCUCAUCCACCCAACCUCGGCGCCGACUCCAACCACUCCCUAAAUCCAAACCCAACGACUCGGAACCGGGGUCGGAACUCGGAUUUGACGAUUGGGUCGAUCGUAAACUAACAUCGGACAAACCCAUGUUGAGUAACGUAGGGAUGGAUAAGUCUAAAAGGAAGUAUUACAACAAGAGGAGAAAAAGAAUGUAUGGGUCAGAUUCAGAAGAUGACAAUAAUCGUCGAGACGAUAAUAAUUUUGUUGAAUUGAAGCAAGAAGUGGUCGAGCUCCGAACAUUGCAUAAGAAAGAAGAGGAAUUAUACUUCUACGACACAUUUGCGUAUCCGUGGGAGAAGGACAAGCAUUACAAGAUGGUGUAUCAGCUGGAGAAGAAGUAUUUUCCUGAUCAGUGUUUCGAUAAGGCGUUUCUUCAACCCGGUGAAUCUAAUAAGAAUACAAAGGAAAAGAGAGUCGCAAAAGAGAGGAAUGAGAAGGGUGCGGAUGGUGGGGACGGUAGAGGGUUGGUGUUUUUUGAGGAGGAAAAGAAUGAGAGAGAAGUGGUUGGAGUGAAGGAUGUCAAAAUUGAUGUUUCGGAGAAGAAGGUGGAGGAGUUUUUCAAAUGUUUGAAAAAAGUUCCCAAUAAAGAUAGUGAUGUUGCCGAUACCAAUGCGGAACCGUUUGUUGCGACGAGGAGCACUGGCCUACCUCCGAAAUGGGAUAGUCCAGCUGGGACGGUGGUUUUGGUGAACAAACCGAAAGGAUGGACUUCAUUCACUGUUUGUGGAAAACUUCGUCGCGUUGUCCAAGUGAAAAAGGUGGGACAUGCUGGAACCCUCGAUCCUAUGGCAACUGGCUUACUGAUUGUAUGUAUUGGUAAAGCUACUAAGCUUGUUGAAAGAUAUCAAGGUAUGACCAAGGCUUAUAGUGGAGUCUUCCGCCUAGGGGAAGCAACCUCAACUUGGGAUGCUGAUUCACCGGUUAUCCAACGUGAGCCAUGGGAGCACAUCAAAGAUGUGGACAUAAAGAAAAGUGCUGCAUCCUUUUGUGGGGAGAUAUGGCAAGUCCCUCCUAUGUUUUCUGCCAUCAAAGUUGGAGGUGAAAGAAUGUAUGAGAAGGCAAGAAGAGGAGAAAGCAUUGAACUUUCACCAAGGCGGAUUUCAAUCUUCCAGUUUGAUGUUGAGCGAAGUUUAGAAGACAGACAAAAUGUGAUUUUUCGAGUGACAUGCUCGAAAGGGACAUACAUACGAUCUCUUUGUGCAGAUUUUGGGAAGGCAUUGGGCAGUUGUGCUCAUUUAUCAGCUUUGCGAAGAGAUUCUAUUGGGCAAUAUUCAGCUGAUGAUGCCUGGGAAUUCAAAGAGUUGGAAGAAGCAAUCACCAGAGAAUAUUUAUAGCUUUUGUUUUCUGCCUCUGACAUCCUAUAAGUGGUGAACACUGCAUUGGUCGUAAGACGGUAAACCUUUAUUGGAUCGUUCAAAUCUUAGAAACCACCUAAUUAUUCAUUUUUUUUCUCCCUCUUUUCAUUCUUCAUUUCUGGCCAUUUUUAAAGGCGUUUUUUAAUGUAAAUUAUGUUUUAUAAUCUCAAGCUGAUUCAUAUGGCUUGUUCAAAGCUUUUGUAGAAUUUUGCAAAUUAUUCUAAGG